UAUUGGUAACCGGCGCUCAUCAUGUUCCCCGUGUUGCUGAUCGUCAUUUUGGGGUGCUUGAGCCAGAGGGCUCUGGGCUGUAGCUGCAGCCACGUUCACCCCCAGUCUGCGUACUGCAACUCUGCUGUAGUGAUUCGAGGCAAGUUUGUUGCGCAGACAGACAGUGAGAAGAGAGAGCACUGGAACCAGUACAGGAUCAAGACAACCAAGGUAUUUAAGGCCCCGGAAGACAUGGGGGAUAUCGAGGUCGUUCAUACGUCAAAGACGGAGAGUCUGUGCGGCUACGAACACAAAUCCACCAACAGGAGCGAGGAGUUCCUCAUAACAGGCUCUAUAGUGGACGGCAUGGUAGUUAUCACCGCCUGCGGUUUCAUCGCCCCCUGGGAUUCCCUGACCAUUUUUCAGAAGAAGGGAUUCUCGCAGAUGUAUGAGAAAGGCUGCAGCUGCCAGAUCGUACCAUGCUACAGCGUGCCAUGCGAGGUCACCUCGGACCAGCAGUGCCUCUGGACGGACCACCUGAUGCAGAGGAGCUCAACUGGCGCAGGUUCCCAAGCCUCGAGCCUGGCCUGCUUGGACAUGGGGAAAGGUCUGUGUACCUGGGAGACCCAGAAGUCCCGGCUGCUCACCACCAUCCGCAAGUCCAAAGCACAUUAGGACCCCCGGCACGGAACCGACGCACAGCAUCCCCAUCCCAAUGUAUGUUUACUCCUUGCACAGGCACCACGGUGUACCGCUGGCUCGCACCGGGCUGCGCCUGUCCGCAGGGGGCCGUCCGCGUGCCGCGUAUUAGCGGGUGCUAGAGUUUAGCAGGUAUUAGAGGUAUUAGAGCGCUGAUACUGACUUAAAGGCACUGACUGCAGGGCCCUCUGCUGUGUGCGAGCCGCGCAUGUUGGCUGGAGGGCAGCAGCUUGAUAUAUAAAAUCCUUUCUCCUGUUACAUAGUUUCUUACAACGAGUGGGACUUCAAUAAAGAUUUUCAUGUUUCUUUUUGUACGUAAA
Spea bombifrons (plains spadefoot toad) is the source of this 998-nucleotide messenger RNA. It is a transcript of the gene TIMP1, whose product is annotated as TIMP metallopeptidase inhibitor 1. The record is from RefSeq and is a predicted model, not a curated record. Lineage: Eukaryota; Metazoa; Chordata; Amphibia; Anura; Pelobatidae. The transcript is spliced from 5 exons. Bases 22 to 654 code for a protein of 210 amino acids. Gene Ontology annotation, biological process: negative regulation of endopeptidase activity; negative regulation of membrane protein ectodomain proteolysis. Gene Ontology annotation, cellular component: extracellular matrix. Gene Ontology annotation, molecular function: protease binding; metalloendopeptidase inhibitor activity.